Molecule: messenger RNA, 2115 nt
Organism: Aedes albopictus (Asian tiger mosquito)
Lineage: Eukaryota; Metazoa; Arthropoda; Insecta; Diptera; Culicidae
Product: synaptic vesicle glycoprotein 2B
Exons: 7
Coding region: 466-2049 (527 amino acids)
Biological process (GO): transmembrane transport
Cellular component (GO): membrane
Molecular function (GO): transmembrane transporter activity
Source: RefSeq, a predicted model, not a curated record
AAAUAUUUUACCAUAUAUGAAACAUAUAACGGUUUCAGUCUACCGAACUAAACAUACCAGCAUUUAAGGCUAUUCUCAGGAAAUGCUCUACUACGACUCUUUUCAGAUUUGUCAUCCAUUUUCUUAUCAGGUGUUAGUAACUAUUAGUGGUUUAGUAGCAUACUAAUGAUUCAACGUCUAUCUUUCACUACGCCUAGUCGCUACUUCCCUAAUACCCCCAACGAUCUACAGAUGUCAUCUGAAAUGUGCAACGGAAAACAACAAUGCUCUGUUUGGAUGGGAUUUAAGGAUCUUAUCAGCAUACGCCGCGUACCCGGGUGGAUGCAGCUGGUCGCUAGGUUAGCUUAAUUAAAGAUAGUUGAAACCAUUCAGCAGACUGGGAAAAGGUUUUAGUUGCUUCUGAAUAGUGGCGCUAAAUGGAAGACUAAGUUAGUUAGUUAGUUCUUAGAAUAAAAGUGUAAUAUAAUGGUUCUUGCUGUGGAUAGCAUAGCAGGGGGAAGGAUAUUUUAUAUCGACCCAGCCACUUCAAAUGGAAAAUUAGGUCAAGCAAAAGAUGAAGAACCGAAAAGUCACACCUUUGACGAGGCAAUCGAUAUUGUAGGUUUCGGUCGAACUGGGUGGCAAGUGUUUUUGGUGUCAGCAUUGAUCAUGUUGGCCGUAAUCAACGAAACUAUGGGAAUAUCUAUACUGAUUCCGGCAUCGCAUUGCGAUUUGAACCUCUCAGCAACGGACAAAGGUGUCCUAACUGGUGUAAGUUUUGCAGGUAUCAUCUUGACGUCGCACUUGUGGGGUUAUGUGGCCGACACCAAAGGGCGAAAGAAUGUGAUCGUGCUUUCGCUGGUAAUCACUACCCUGUGCUCGCUGGUGUCGAGCAUGGCCGUUAAUUUCACUACCAUUGCGGUGAUGCGGCUGCUAGUCGGAAUGAGCAUCUCCGCACCUUCUGCGACGAUUUAUGCUUACUUGGGAGAAUUUACCAAAACAGAAAAACGGACUGUGGUGAUAUCGUUUGCCAGCGUGGCCGUGGGUUUAUCUUAUGUCUUCACUGGAACUUUCGGUUGGAUAGUGCUCUCUUUCGACUGGCGAGUCAACAUUUUGGACCUGGUCGAGUUUCGUCCAUGGCGGCUCCUCUUUAUUCUGUACUCGUUGCCAGGAGCAAUCGGGGCCGUUUGGUUGAUGUUCCUUCCGGAGAGUCCCAAAUUUUACAUCUCUCGUGGCCGAGAUGAUAAAGCGUUGGAAAUUCUUCGGAAUAUGUACGUGGAAAAUCAUCCCGGGGUCGGCGAAGAUGAUUUUCCAGUGAAAAGGUUUACACCCGAGUGUAACGAAACGGUCGAUUGUAUGAAACAGGACGGUUGUCUCACCAUCUUGGCUAGUAUGUGGAACCAAACAGUUCCGCUCUUCAAACGUCCGAAUUUGCUGUAUUUUUCGGUCUGCUGUGCGUUGCAGUUUGGAAUGUUUGUGGUUUCAGCCGGAAUGGGCUUAUGGUAUCCAGAGAUUGUAAACCGUGUGACGAAGUCAAAUGGAAAUGAUUCUGCUACAAUAUGCGAAGUAUUACGAGGAGUUGAGUUACCAGAACAAGAUCUACUGCACGAUAUGGAAGAUGUGUGUAACGAUCACGUCACUAGUGACGUAUUUGUAUAUGUGAUAGCCCUUGGAUCUAUCUACACCUUCCUGUAUCUGGCCAUUUCAACCAUGUUGCGGAAGUUCAGUCGUGGAUAUAUUUUGGUUAUAAAUUUAUUGAUUUCCGGUGUAUCUGGAGUUCUUCUGGUAUUCAUAAAUGAACCAUAUUGUGUUCUGGUGCUGUUUUGUUCUUUCAUGGUAUUUGCUGGAAUUUCAAUUUCCAUAGUGAAUGGCGCAGCAGUAUCACUAUUUCCAACUAGCGUCCGAGCUAUGGCAGUUUGUUUAAGCUUGAUGAUGGGUCGACUUGGUAGUGUAGUUGGAACCAACAUGAUAGGACUAAUAAUGGAGGAAAACUGCAAUUUGACGUUUAUUUUGUUUGGUGGUUGCUCUCUACUAGGAGCAGCACUAGCAUUUAUUCUCCCUAGUCGAUAAUAUCAUUUCAAAAAAAAAAAAAACUUGUACUGAGUUGCUAAUAAAUUUGUCUAGUCAAAACUUAAA